AUCAAAUCAAAGGGUCAUAGUAAGCAGCGUGAGCCCGUGAGAGGUAGAUGACAAUGGAGCCGAGGGUUGGGGAUCAGGUAGAGCGAGGGAUGAAGAUGAAGGUGAUGGUGGCCAUUGACGAGAGUGAUGGGAGCUUCUACGCGCUUAAGUGGGCCCUUGAUAACCUCUUUGUCCCCAUGGCUGCCGUGGAGCCGCUCACGCCAGAUCCAGGCCCCCAAGGGAACCACAGCUCGCUGUUUCUCGUUCAUGUUCAGCCCACCCUUUACCCCCCAGUCUACCCCGUCGGACCGGCAGCGUAUGUGGCGCCUGCAGUGAUGGACGCGGUGAAGAAAGCUCAGGAAGAAAUAUCUGCCAGGAUACUGACCCAGGCAUUACAAAUGUGCAAGGACAAGCAAGUGAGAGCAGAGAGCGUUAUUAUGAACGGAGAUCCGAGAGAAAUGAUAUGUCAAGCUGCAGAGAAAAUGCAAGUUGAUAUGCUCGUCAUGGGUAGCCGCGGCCUCGGCACCUUCAAGAGGGCAAUUCUGGGAAGUGUGAGCGACUAUUGUGCACAUCAUGCAAAAACUCCAAUCCUGAUAGUGAAGCCUCACAUGGAGCUUCACCACAAGCACUAGUCCCGUCUCAUGGGUCAUUCCCGAAUCAGCGGUGCAUGUGUACCCCUUUUUCUUCCAGACAUACUUUUUUUUUUUAAUAAUUUCCCUAUAUAAUGUGUGUGUGUGUGUGUGUGUGUGUGUGUGUGAAUUCACAAUAUUAGCUGUUGUGUGUAUAUACUGCCGAAUACAUUAGAUUAAAAGAAUAAAGGCAGGCUUGGGAGGAAGUUUUUCCGUGUCAUUCGAUGUUGCCACAAUAUUAGAAUUGCCAAACGUAGGCAUUAUACCAGAAAGUCCAAAUGCAACACAUAAACACUCUUGUCUUGGAACAGCAAGAAGUAAAUUAAUCAUGUAGUCUUUAUAUCUCUACAAACUUUUUGUUUUUAAUGUCUGCUUUUGUAAAUAGAUGUAUUUUUUGGUGC
Prosopis cineraria is the source of this 1009-nucleotide messenger RNA. Its product is annotated as universal stress protein A-like protein. Bases 48 to 611 code for a protein of 187 amino acids. The transcript is spliced from 4 exons. The record is from RefSeq and is a predicted model, not a curated record. NCBI's taxonomy places the organism in Eukaryota, Viridiplantae, Streptophyta, Magnoliopsida, Fabales, Fabaceae.